AUGUUUGGUGUAAUCUGGUUGUAAAAGGAAACAACAAGAACCAGCAGGUUCUAGAUUCUUAAACAGGAUUGAAAAGCAUAAGCCAAGACGUUAAAGAAGAGAAAUAGUGAGGAGAAAAGGGAAGGAGGUGACAUGGAAAGCGAAGCCACCAAUAAGUCAAGAGUUGUAAUGGUGGAGUCAGGGGAGUCUUGGGACUUCUAUAUCUCCCAAGCCACCACUCAAACCUGCCCUAUCGCUGUUCACUUUACUGCCUCAUGGUGUAUGCCAUCAGUGGCCAUGAACCCAAUUUUUGAAGAUCUGGCUUCAGCUCAUCCAGAUAUCCUGUUUCUCACUGUUGAUGUGGAUGCUGUCAAGGUAAUCAAUUCAUUGUUCGACCCAAGAAUUGCACAUAUCUAGCCAUCCAUGCUUACCUUUCUGCAUAUGAAACAAGUCUUUGAAUAUGUAUGCAUGCAUGUAUGCUGCAGAUAUUUGUUAGUGCUAUCUUUACAAAGAUACGACUUCAAAUAUUUGGUGAUUUGAUUCCUUCACAUGAGGCUGGGAAUGAGCACCGUGUGGUUUCUAGUGGAAA
This is a messenger RNA of Populus trichocarpa (black cottonwood), 568 nucleotides long. Its product is annotated as thioredoxin-like protein CXXS1. The record is from RefSeq and is a predicted model, not a curated record. NCBI's taxonomy places the organism in Eukaryota, Viridiplantae, Streptophyta, Magnoliopsida, Malpighiales, Salicaceae. The transcript has 2 exons. Bases 133 to 396 code for a protein of 87 amino acids.